CUGUUUUAUUGACUCUUCCCACUCUAGCUCUUUAAAAGCACAGUACCAGACAACAGAGGUUUCAGAGCACAAGAAAGGCAUCUAGGAACAAAUGCUAACUUAGAUUUAAUAAUGGCAACACUGGAGAUACUCCUUUCACAGGUCCCCAGCACAGGCACAUUGCUGACUGCUGUUCUACUUCUUCUGGUUCUUUACUUCAUCUCCUCUGGCUCCAACACCCAGGAAAAAGGAAAGCAACCUCCCGGACCAAAGCCACUGCCUGUCCUGGGAAACCUCUUACAGCUGGACCUCAAGAGACCCGACGAAAGCCUUCAUGAGCUGUCCAAAAAAUAUGGAUCAGUGUUCACAGUGUACUUGGGCCCCAGGAAAGUUGUAGUUUUGGCUGGAUACAAGACUGUUAAGGAGGCUCUUGUGCAACAUGCAGAGGAAUUUGGGAACAGAGACAUUCCUCCUGCAGUAGCUGAGUUUAAUAAAGGACAUGGAAUUAUCUUCAGUAAUGGAGAUGUUUGGAGAGAAAUGAGGCGCUUUGCUCUUUCUACUCUAAGAGACUUUGGGAUGGGCAAGAGAGGGAGUGAGGACAAAAUCAUUGAGGAGAUCCAGUACCUCAAAGAAGUUUUUAAGGCAUUCAAAGGAAAACCAUUUGACACAACCCAACCUGUAAAUUACGCUGUAUCCAAUAUCAUCUCCUCUAUUGUGUAUGGCAACAGAUUUGACUACAAUGAUCCUCAGUUUAAGGCUAUGGUUAACAGAGCCAAUGAGAAUGUCAGGAUUAAUGGCUCUGUCUCUGUGCAGCUAUUUAACAUGUUCCCCUGGAUCGGUCCCUUCAUUAUGAACUGGUGGAAGAUAUGGAGGAAUGCAAAGGCCAACAGAAAGCAGAUAACAGAACUCAUAAAUGGUCUAAAGAACACAUUGAACCUUGAGGAACGUAGAUGCUUCGUUGACUGCUUCCUCAUCCGUCAGCAGAGUGAAGAAGAGUCAGGCAAGAAAGAUUCGUUCUUUCAUGAAGAGAACCUUUUCUUCAGCGUGAUCCAUCUGUUUGUGGCUGGGACAGAUACUACAAGCACAACAAUACGCUGGGGCCUCAAACUUAUGGCCAAGUACCCACAUAUACAGGACCGGGUCCAGGAGGAGAUUGACAGGGUGAUUGGCAGUCGGCAGCCAGUGGCAGAGGACAGGAAGAACUUACCUUAUACAGAUGCAGUGAUCCAUGAAGUUCAGAGACUGGCCAAUAUUGUACCCAUGAGUCUCCCUCACACCACAAGUUGUGAUGUUCACUUCAAGGGUUUUUUCAUUGAAAAGGGAGCUCUUGUGUUUCCUCUGCUGACGUCUGUGUUAAGGGAUGAGAAUGAAUGGGAGACCCCUUACACCUUUAACCCAGCACAUUUCCUGGACCAGCAGGGUCGGUUUUGUAAGAAAGACGCCUUCAUGCCCUUCUCUGCAGGUCGUAGGAUAUGUCUGGGAGAGAGUCUUGCCAGAAUGGAGCUCUUCCUCUUCUUCACCUCUCUCCUGCAGCACUUCCGCUUCACUCCUCCUCCAGGGGUGUCCGAGGACGAACUGGACCUGACAUCAGUUUUAGGGAUCACAUUAAAUCCUUCCCCCCACCAGCUGUGUGCAGUGGCCCGGUCCUGAUUCCCACAUUUUUUAUUACAAUCAUAGCAAAGAGGACAAACCAUUUCACUGUGUAGGAAGGGUGGGGAGACCAUUGAAGAGACUGAUGUCACUCAGCUCAAGUGUAACCCAUAUAUUAGACAUGGUUAUAGCAGUGUGGAUUUAUCAUCAUCAGAGCCUGUGUUUGCACUCCUGAGCAAGUAACUUUAGUUUAAUAUGAAGUCUAAUCAUAUACUGAUUAAGACAAUGUUCUGUCUUCAAGGAAAUGUUGAUAAGCUGUUGUUUUGAGCCUGGCUUUUAUUAGUUUCUGAACUAAGAUUGAUUGCCUCUAGUAAAGUAUUAAUGUCAGUUGGCCUUUUUUUCACGACCUGUUGCAUUUUACAACAAACAAAUUUUAUUUGUGUUUACUUGCAAGGUACACCAUAUGAACUGAAUUGAACCUAAUAACCUUU
Messenger RNA from Chanos chanos (milkfish), 2060 nucleotides. Its product is annotated as cytochrome P450 2K1. The record is from RefSeq and is a predicted model, not a curated record. The transcript has 9 exons. NCBI's taxonomy places the organism in Eukaryota, Metazoa, Chordata, Actinopteri, Gonorynchiformes, Chanidae. Gene Ontology annotation, molecular function: iron ion binding; oxidoreductase activity, acting on paired donors, with incorporation or reduction of molecular oxygen, reduced flavin or flavoprotein as one donor, and incorporation of one atom of oxygen; heme binding. Gene Ontology annotation, cellular component: cytoplasm; intracellular membrane-bounded organelle. Gene Ontology annotation, biological process: xenobiotic metabolic process. The coding region runs from base 112 to 1629 and encodes 505 amino acids.